AUGUCAACUGCGAACUGGGGGAUGCCUAAUAACGAUCACGGAAAUGGGAUGCAGAUGGGAGAUAUCACUGUUGAUUAUGAAAACGAGAUAAUCAUAUGCAUCGAAGUCAAGAUGAGGAAGUUGGGGGCUUCUAUAUAUGACUGUAGGUCGAAGACUUUGAGAAUUUUGAAUCAAGAUUAUAUUCUAAAUGUGAGCAUUGACUCCACUGAUGGAGAAGAUUGUUCGCCUGGUAAGUUUGUUGAUGAGGUUAAUAUGGUAUUGGAAUCCUUGAUCCUAGCCAAUAAUCCAACUCUUUGUCUCGUUUCAACGAGACUGGAAGAGGGAAGCUGGAAUUUUGUGGAAACACUGUGUCAAAGUAUAGGAUGCCGGGUUGAUUUGCAGCCCAAUCAACACUUCAAGUCCGAUGGGAUGCUUGAAUCACUAGAAAUGAACCACUUUAGAAAUGUCACGCUUCUCAAUGACAUUUCUUCAACUUCAAGUAGUAACACUUUUAUUACCGCCGACACUGUCAGCUGUAUUUUGAAAGUCCUGCACGGGUGUCAUGAGAAUAAUGCUGAUUGCUCUUCAUCUAAUGUUGUCAUUUCUGGGUCUUCGAGUCGAAGUAAUAUGAUCUCACACAUUGAAUCGCUCCAAUUGAAGGAUAGACUUUUUAUGGAUCGCGAUACAUUGUACUCACUCAAUAUAUUUCCUGAGUCUCAUAGGCCCAACAAUGAAAAAGUACUGAGAGGUGGAUCCCUUAGUGUAUUCGAGCUGUUCCAGCAAUAUUUGUCUGAGAUGGGCAGAAGACUGCUCAGACAAUGGAUGUUUAAUCCUCUUUCUGAAUAUCGUCUGAUCAAAGAACGACAUGAUAUUAUAACAAUACUGAACGAUAAGACUAAUUCUGUUAUUUUCGAGAAUUUACGGAGUACUAUGAAGGGAUUUCCUGAUAUCUUCAAGAUAAUGGACCAAUUUCGAACUGGAAAAUCGACCUACAACACAUGGCACUCUUUAACAGUGUUCCUGAAGAAGGGUAUUGAAAGCUAUCACUUAAUAUCCACUUUUAGAUUUGAUUCUGAAACUGAUAAUUUAUUCUCAAAAUUGGGAGAUAGAGUAAAUCCAUUGGCGCUGCAGGGAUUAAUAGAUCAGGUGGAAAACAUAAUAGAUAUUGAAACAUCCAAAGAGACAAAAUUGGUGGUGAUCAAUGACGGAAUUGAUGAAAACUUGGACAAGUACAAAAAACUUUACAACAAUUUGGAGAAUAUACUUUCGGAUGUGGCUCGAAAUGCCGAACGUGUCCUUGUUCAAUUGAUUGAACGACAGCGCGGAGUUUCUGCACAGAUCGAGAUAAAGGAUUAUGUCAACGCUGUUUAUAUUCCUCAAUUAGGUUAUUUGGUUACUUUAGAUGUGCUUAUUGAGGAGGUACUUCCAGAUGUGAAUCCAGCUGGAUGGGAAGAAAUCUUCAGAACUACGACGAAUAUCUACUUCAAGAAUAAUUCUGUUUUAAACUUGGACGAACAAGUUGGUGAUGUUUUUGGAAUAAUAUCUGACCUGGAGAUUGAAUUUCUUCAAGCUUUUCAAGAGCACAUACUAGAACAAAGACAUGUGCUUACGGAAUACCAGAAACUUCUUCUUGAAGUCGAAGUCCUACUCUCAUUCGCCUACGUUUCACAGAUAAGGAGUUAUGUUGAACCUGAGAUAUCUGAAACCGAGUGCGUCCUAGAAAUUACUCAAGGCCGUCAUCCGAUUUACGAAACACUUGUCGAAAGCUACAUCCCUAAUGACAUUAAUUUGAAUGGCGGCUAUUUCAGUGAAAAAGGACAAGAUUAUUCAAACAAUGUUUGGUCACAAAAGGAGUUUAAUAGAAUUGCUAUAGUCACUGGGGCAAAUCAAUCGGGCAAAACUGUCUUUCUAACGCAAAAUGCUCUUAUUGUCUUCCUAGCACAUAUAGGUUGUUUUGUACCUGCUGAAAAGGCUAAGAUUGGUCUCGUUGAUAAGAUUUUAACACGUAUUAAGACAAGGGAGAGUGUAUCCAAGAAUCAAAGCUCCUUCGCUCUUGAUUCCCAGCAAAUGGCCAAAUGCUUGUCACUGAUGACAGAAAGAAGCUUACUGUUUUUAGACGAAUUUGGUAAAGGUACAGACGUUAUCGAUGGGCCUGCAAUCUUCGGAUCAAUAAUCAAAUUCCUAGCAGAACCCCGAAGUUGUCCUAGAGUCUUAGCAUGUACUCACUUCCAUGAGCUUUUCAAGAAAGACGUACUGACCACGUCAAUCCCUGGAGUAAAACAUUAUGCAACAGAAAUCAUACUUGAUACUAGCCGCCUAUAUUCGCCAUUUGAUUUCACCAAACACGAAGAAAACCAGGGCAUUACCUUUCUUUUUAAAAUAAAAGAGGGUAUAUCAUCUCAGUCAUUUGGUGUAUACUGCGCCAAAAUCUGUGGCCUAAAUCCCAAGAUUGUCGAGAGAGCACAAGAAUUAUCCAGUUUAAUCGACAAAGGUUAUGACCUAGUUUCUUACUGCGGUAGGUUAACUGAAGAAGAUAUAAAGAGGUUCGAGGUUAGUCAAAGAAAAGUCAAAGCUUUCAUUUCUUGGGAUCUGGAUGUAGAAUUCAAUACCCCCAAUAAUGAGUUGAAACAGAAAUUGAAAUACAUCUUGGAAAAUUGA
Torulaspora delbrueckii is the source of this 2637-nucleotide messenger RNA. It is a transcript of the gene MSH5, whose product is annotated as MutS family protein MSH5. NCBI's taxonomy places the organism in Eukaryota, Fungi, Ascomycota, Saccharomycetes, Saccharomycetales, Saccharomycetaceae. The coding region runs from base 1 to 2637 and encodes 878 amino acids. Gene Ontology annotation, biological process: mismatch repair; chiasma assembly. The transcript has a single exon. Gene Ontology annotation, molecular function: mismatched DNA binding; ATP-dependent DNA damage sensor activity; ATP binding. The record is from RefSeq and is a predicted model, not a curated record. Gene Ontology annotation, cellular component: nucleus.